UUAGUCCGCGAAUCGUUCUAAAUUUCAAAACACCGUCCGAAUCGAAUCCAAGAUUAAAAGGAAGUUUUUUUACAACAUAAAGCUCUCGUUUCCAUUUUCGCCUCGGCCCGGUUUAAAUUUCUUUAUAAUUGCUUUUUCGUGUUAUCUUUUUCGGUGGUGUGAAAUGGGGCCGUCAUCCGAUCGAUUCCCGUUGUGCCCUAUACCCCGAACCGGCGGAGGCACUUCGGGAAAACGACCAUCGAAAUAAAUUCGAGGAGAGAGGAAAAGCGGCUAAAGCUCUAAAGCUCGGGUCGCGACCGGGCAGACACUAGUAUCGAUUGAGCUUUCUCGCGAGGCGCGAUUGCUAAUUUUACGACGAUAAAAUGUUUAGGAGUUUUCUACGUGGAAAACGAAUCAAGAUCAUCGAGUUUGGUUACAGGUGAUGAUGUUUUUUAGGAUGAUAUCCGAGCGCUGAUUUGGUAUGCAGUGGCGGAAGUUGGCUAGAACCAAGAUCACGUCCGGGCGAUCGCGUACGCGCAAUAUGCUGUGCUGCGGUCGUAGCAGAAAGUUAUUUCGAGGGAACAAUACUGUAAUUCAUGAUAAUGGAAGAGAAGCUUUGGAUCUCACAGCUUCGCCGAUGCGAGUUCCGGCUGGACAACAAACAAGAAAUAAUCAUCCACCGCCAAUGGUUAUACAAGGCGAUUUUCGUAAGGUGUCUGGAAUUAGCUCGGAAAUUUUUAAGCAGAUAGAGACUGUAGAAAACGAUCAUGAUGCGUCCACGGCGGCCGCCUUGGAGCACGUGGAAAGACGUGGUGAGAUGAUAGUAAGGAUUUUGGAUUCGAGGCAUUUAGGAAGAUCGGCAACAGAUGCGGCAAAAAGAUUCACUGCGAUGCAAGAUGCAAAACACACUGUACAAUUUGUUGAGAUUGUUAAAAGACCAGGACAAACUCUCGGAUUAUACAUAAGAGAAGGAAAUGGAAUCGAUCGAAGUGAUGGUGUUUUUAUAUCCAGAAUUGCUUUAGAAUCAGCAGUUUAUAACAGUGGAUGUCUUAAAGUUGGAGAUGAAAUUUUAGCUGUAAAUCUCGUAGAUGUAACUCGAAUGAGUUUAGAUGACGUGGUAAUAAUAAUGUCGAUUCCAAGAAGACUUGUUUUGGCUACUCGGCAACGUAAAGGUGGUAAAGGUGGUCAAGGAUCGCCGAGUGUCCAACCAAGAGCGGAACAUAAACCUCCACCUGUUGUUGUAAUAAAACGAGAUCUUCGCGAUGAUGAAGCUGAUGAAGUUGAUCAUGGAAAAGAUUCAAUGCGGCAAAGACACACUGGGGAUGGUCGUGAAAUGAGUGAAUCGAGGUCGAGACUUGGUUUGGGGUUAGGUCUUGGGCCAUCAUCAACGAUGGAUUCAAGUCGAGGUGGUUCUUCAUCGCAAGAUACCUCAAACGGACUCGAUUUAUACUACAACUCCAGACCGCCUGAUUCGAGUAACACCUGGGGUUACCAACCUCCACCUCCAGUUAUUACUGAGCAACCGAAAUCGAAUAUCCAACAUUUUCAACCGUACGAAAAAAAUUACCCAAACACUUUGGAAAGUCUUGCAGAAAAAGUGCAUUCAUUUGGUUUGCCACCAAAUCGUCGAAUGUCUGCCGGUGGGCAACCGCUUCCUUCCAGAAUAUCCUCGCAACAAAGUCCUUCCUCACAUUAUUACAUCCAACAUUCCGGUACCGGGUCUAGGAGGAUUAUGCCGAGAUCCGGUUCGGAUCAACACCUUCCGCACACUGAAUACUCCGGUGAUUAUACGAGCAUCACCCAAGCCGGACGUCAUAGCCUGUUAAGAUCCAGUUUAAAAUCUGGUUCUACACUUAGUAGAUAUAACCAAAGAUACGUUGUGGAUCCAUCUUCGGCGAUAUCCAGUCAAAUGUCUCAAUCGAAAUAUGGUGCUCCUUCGACGUUAACAAGACGAAAUAGAAGCAGUUUGGAUUAUUCUAGCGAUACUGAAGCGACUGUUGGACCUAGAUCAAGUAGUUAUUACUAUUAUAGAAAUCAAACAGCGGCACCUGUUCCACAUAGUACCAUACCAACAUUAGGUAGGAAUAACUCGAUGACAUCGACUGAUUUAAGCACCAAAUUUAAUUCUUUGCCAAGGGAUACAAGAGGCACUUCAAGACUUGGUAUGACGAAACGUUUUGGUGAUAGAACAAUGGGUCUUCUGCAAGAUGAUGCAGAUGGGAAUUUAUCGGCACCUGAGAUGCCUUCGAUAAGGCAAAGAGGACGGGUACCUUCGUCACCUACUAUCUUCACUUCAGAUGAAUACAGACAAUGGCUGAGCCGAACACCUUCAACUUCCGCUAUUUACGAACAAAUCAGGGCCUCUAGGGACGUUCUUAAUCAACAGAGAGCGGCAAGAUUUACUUAUAGCGCGGAAAAUAUUCAUGCUGCACUUAAAGAUAGUGAUGGUGGAUAUUAUAGUUCGUAUAGAACUGGGGCGACAUCUACUUUGGAUAGACAUUUUACAAGGACUCAUCAACAGGUUCCUGCGAGAUCUUUAUCAUCUCAACAUAUCACUGGGUCGACAUCAGCUUUGGCUUCAUCGAGAUCGCCAUCAAUGAGAAGAAUGCGGCAACUUUUGGAAUUAGAUUCCGUUCGGACUGGCGCUCCAAGUCCAGUUCCAACACCAAGUGGAACUUUGCCGAGAGGUCAAAGACAAUUGGAUAUAAAUCCUGCUGAGUUCCUCAAAUACAAAGUUGAUAAAACUGGUGGAGGUGGGUUAUCAAGUUUAACUUUAGGACCAGGUGGACAAUUAACAUCUUCGGUGCUUGAAGAACCAGUUAGUGGUAUGUUAUGGGUUCAUCUUCUCGCUGGUCGAGGAUUAAGAGCUUCAACUGGGACUUCAACAGCUACAACUCCUGUUACGCCAAGUGGUGGAACUCCAACAAUACCAGGUUCUACUGGUCUUCGCGAUUUAUAUUGUGUUCUUGAAUGCGAUCGAGUCCAUAAAGCACGAACAGUGGUUCGUACUGGGGAUUUAAUUUUUGAUUGGGAUGAAAGUUUCGAACUUGACCUAGUAAAUAACCGCGAAUUGGAUUUGUUGAUAUACUCGUGGGAUCCUCAGUAUAGGCACAAGUUAUGUUAUAAAGGAUCCGUACAUUUACCUUCUUUAUUGAAAUCGGGUCCUUUGCAUCAGUUAGCAUUGAAAAUCGAACCUAGGGGAACUUUAUAUUUGAGACUUCGACACACUGACUCACAGAGUUUGUACAAAAGACGAGGUCUAUCCAAUUUAACAUUAUCAAGAACUACACCGUUAUUUGGAGUUGAUUUAGAAUCUGUGGUUAGUCGUGAAAAUAAAACCGGUGGUGUUCCUGGAGGAGUUCCAACCGGAUUAGUUUCUGCAGGUCAACAAAUUCCUAUUAUAGUAAGAAGAUGUGUUGAAGAAGUUGAAAGGCGAGGCUUGGAUAUAAUUGGUUUGUAUCGAUUAUGCGGGUCAGCAACGAAAAAGAGAAUACUUCGAGAAGCAUUCGAAAGAAAUAGUAGAUCGGUUGAUUUAACUCCGGAUAAUGUUCCGGAUAUUAAUGUUAUAACGGGAGUUUUAAAGGAUUAUUUAAGAGAACUUCCAGAACCACUUUUUACAAAGUGUUUGUAUCAAAUGAUGGUGGAUGCUUUAGGAGUUUGUUUGCCAGAUGAUCCAGAAGGAAACGCUAAAUUAAUGUUUUCAAUUUUGGAUUGUUUACCAAGAAUAAAUAGAGCGACAUUAAUUUUUCUUAUGGACCAUUUGGCUUUGGUUGUAUCAGCAUCAGAUCGUAAUAAGAUGUCGGCUCAAAAUUUGGCAACUGCUUUAGCUCCUCCUUUAAUGUUACAUUCUGCGAUGGAUGCUAUCACGUCGGGUUUGAAGAGUGAUUUGGAUUAUACACAACCGAUAAGCGUUCUCAAGUAUUUGCUUCAGAUUUGGCCAGUUCCAAAGCAUCACUCAGGUCGUCGCGCCAAGCCACUAGGGCCGCGUGGAGACAGUCGCAGUGCGUCGCAAGUGGGCAGCAUGCAACCGGGGGUGCCCCAUCAGCAACAUCAGGUUCAGCAGCAGCAGCAGCGCGAGCAGUCUCGGGCCUUAGCGGGUCCGUUAGUUCCUCCUCCUCGCUCAGCAGCAUUGGGCCAACGAGGCCCUGCGCCACAGGUCCUAUUACAGCAGACACUAGGCCCAUCAUCAGUAAGCAGAGGUCCUUACCGUCCGCUUUCGCCUCGGGUCGGCCCAGCGGUGUCGGGAGUGGUGGGAACAUCGUCGUCGUCGGUGGCAGCGGCGUCGGUCUCGUCCGUUCUUCGGCCACGCCAGGUGAUUGUCUCAUCGCCAGGAUCCCCAAGCAGUAGUAGCGGGGACAGUCAAUCCGGUUCUGACUCGGUGAAGCAGCAGCAGCAGCACUGCCUUCCGCCAAGUCGCGGUGCUUCCCCGGCCAUUCGACCGUCGCCCUCCUCUUCCUCCGUUAAAUGCUCGCCAAAAAAUUCCCCAUCGAUAUCCAGUUUAAGUCGCGCUUCACCUUCGAUUCUUGCGGCAGCUUCCAGAUCGGGAAGUCCAGCGAUGCAAGCGAGUUCUGCAGGAUUAGCUGUUACGAUGGCUACGACAGCACCAACUUUCACUACCCUCACUGGUCUUCAUUCGACCAUUUCUAAUAUUAGCACCACCGCUAAUAAUUUGUAUAGUUACACAACGCAACAACCGACUACUUAUGCUAGCACUAAUCCGUUUUUAACCGGGGCUUAUCUUCAGUAUACACCAGGUGGUGGUGAUCAUUAUCAUCAAAAACAACAAUUUCCGUUUUCCGAUGUCUUCGUAACAGAACAACAAAAAUACGCAACGCUUAAUUCAAAAUCAUCGACGUCGUCUUAUGAUACGGGAAGUGAUCAACAAUCUCGAUAUAACACAAUCGGAUGGAAAUACCCGGAAAAAUCAUCGUAUUUAAGCGAUUUAAAUAAAUACGGUGUCAAAACGACGACGACUAUGUUGCAAGAAACUAGUCCUAGUCAACAACCGGGGAAUCUUUUGGCAGUUGAAGAUACACCGACACCAACGAGUAGCAUAGAAACGGAGGACAGUAAUACAAGGGAAGUAGGGGAAAAAGAUGUUGAAGGAGACGGGGAACAAAGCGACUGAGCGGUUAGUAACUUAUUUACAAGAAAAAAUUAGUAAAUCGUCUCUAAUAAAAAAGAAUUAAAUAAAAAAACACAUACAUUAUACACACACACGAGGUAUUUAUCGAGGAAAAAUUUAAAUGUAAUAGAAUUUAUAUACAUAUAUGGAGAUUAUUGUAUAUGUCUGCUUUAUUAGAAAUCAAACUCGAAGACAAAAAUUAUAUAUAUACAUAAAUAUUAACAGAAAAAUAAAAAAUAUAUAUUAUAUGAUUAU
Messenger RNA from Onthophagus taurus, 5359 nucleotides. It is a transcript of the gene RhoGAP100F, whose product is annotated as Rho GTPase activating protein at 100F. The record is from RefSeq and is a predicted model, not a curated record. Gene Ontology annotation, biological process: cell migration; cell projection organization; regulation of Ras protein signal transduction. Lineage: Eukaryota; Metazoa; Arthropoda; Insecta; Coleoptera; Scarabaeidae. Gene Ontology annotation, molecular function: protein binding; GTPase activator activity. Gene Ontology annotation, cellular component: synaptic membrane.